This is a messenger RNA of Daldinia vernicosa, 870 nucleotides long. RefSeq lists its product as uncharacterized. NCBI's taxonomy places the organism in Eukaryota, Fungi, Ascomycota, Sordariomycetes, Xylariales, Hypoxylaceae. The record is from RefSeq and is a predicted model, not a curated record. Bases 1 to 870 code for a protein of 289 amino acids. The transcript has 2 exons.
AUGGCCAUACCGGUUAUCCCCUCGCGUAGUCCAACCAACAACGUCGUCUAUAUACGAACUCUCAUGAUCGACUACGCCUAUUCAAAUUACAAAUAUGUGAUGACCCCUAAAGAAGCGGAGGAGAUUUUAACGAAACCAUAUUGGGACGACGUCGACGCUUUUUGUAGUUAUAGUACGUAUCACCAAGAGUCCCCCCUCCUUCCCCUUUCCGGCUCGCUACGGGGCCAGAAGUUCUUAACAGAUUAUUAUAGGAUGAUACAAGCGAGCUUUGGACAACCCGUGUCCAGCACAAGUAACGUAAAGCUUCCUAGCACAAUAAAUAUAUACACUGAUGAAGAGCUCAACGCCAUGGAGUCAGGGUUAGUUGAGCUCUUACCUCCUAGGAAUGCGGAACUCAACGUGAGUGAAGAGUCAAGCGCGGAAAAUGAGCGGCCAACUAUGAGCGACAAUCAAGAGAACCUUGUUAGAUCUAUAUCACAAACUGCCACCAGAAUCAAUGAAGGGGAUUUAGAAAUCGAAUCCGAAUUUGAAGGCGAGUACCUUCCUCGUUACACCCCUGAAAUUCUUCCGGCAUACACUCCUUUCGGCGUUACGGAAAUUAUGUCCGAAGACCCCCUAAUAAGUACCGAAGAGGCCAGAGAAACCAAUAACACCGAAGAUGUCCCCAUAUACGGUACCAAUGAAAGGCAUUACGACGAGACAAGAGCACAGGAUGCCUCAAGACUUGGUAUCCUCUAUACUCUACGUUCACGGAUGAACAGAAAGUUCCAGAGUGCCAAGCAAAAGCUUGCGUGUAGCUUUAAGAUUGUCUCGGCUAAGAAAGCUCUAAAAUUAACCCUUGCAAUUAAAAAAGAAUAUCAAGGAAGAUAG